Molecule: messenger RNA, 2426 nt
Organism: Dreissena polymorpha
Lineage: Eukaryota; Metazoa; Mollusca; Bivalvia; Myida; Dreissenidae
Product: methylthioribose-1-phosphate isomerase-like
Exons: 5
Coding region: 85-1167 (360 amino acids)
Molecular function (GO): S-methyl-5-thioribose-1-phosphate isomerase activity
Source: RefSeq, a predicted model, not a curated record
UAACCCGGCUAGCCUCCGCGAGAAUAUUUGUGAAGAGCACUCAAUUGUCACUACUCUAUCAACAUUGAGCUGACACUUAUUACAAUGACUCUCGAAGCAAUUAAAUAUCACAGAGGACGAUUAGACAUAUUAGAUCAGCUACGUUUGCCAACAGAAAGUGUAUAUAUUUCAAUAAAUGACACGAAGGAAGCAUGGCAGGCAAUUAAGAAAAUGCAGGUGAGAGGCGCCCCUGCUAUUGCCAUAGUUGGAUGUCUUAGCAUAGUGGUUGAGAUUCUCAAAGAAAACUUCAGUGACAUUGAACAAGUCGCAAAGUUUGUGGAAGAAAAACUCAAAUAUCUGGUAUCAUCAAGACCUACUGCUGUCAACAUGAAUGAUGCUGCAGUGAAGUUUACAGCUCUUGUAAAAAAAAUAAUUUUAGAGACAUCAGCAACCGUUGAAAGUGUUAAACAAAAAAUUGUCGAAGCUCUUGAAAAGAUGUUCGAAGAUGACAUAGCUACUAAUAAAGCUAUUGGUCAAUAUGGUGCUGAGUGUAUCUUACUUCGCAUUGGUCAGAGCGGUGAUAAUCAAGUGCGUAUCCUGACUCACUGCAACACAGGAUCUCUGGCCACAGCAGGAUAUGGGACUGCCCUUGGUGUUAUAAGAAAACUGCAUGAAAUGAAGAAGUUGGACCAUGCCUUCUGUACAGAGACCAGACCCUACAACCAGGGUGCCCGCCUGACUGCUUACGAACUUGUGUUCGACAAGAUACCUGCCACUCUGAUCUGCGAUGACAUGGCUGCCAUGGUGAUGCAGACAAAAGAUAUAAGUGCUGUUGUCACAGGUGCUGACAGAGUGGUAAAAAAUGGAGACACUGCAAACAAGAUCGGUACUUACCAGCUUGCCAUCCUUGCCAAGUACCAUAACAUCCCGUUCUUUGUUGCCUGCCCGACGACCUCGUUUGACCCAUGCAAGGAGACAGGGGAAGAAAUAAUUAUUGAGGAGAGGCCUGAUAGAGAAAUGCUUUACUUGAAUGACAUCCGGAUAGCUGCUGAAGGUAUACAGUGUUUCAACCCCGCCUUCGAUGUGACCCCAGCUCAGCUCAUCACUGGAGGCAUCAUAACAGAGUUUGGUGUCUUCUCUCCAGAACAGCUCUAUGAGGAACUGAAAUCAAGAAAUAACUUGUUAUAAAAAGCCAUUUUUAUGUUUAAUUAACGUAAAAUUAAAAGGUAUUGUUUUCUUUUUUAGCUGCACUGAGCAAAGCAUCCAAAACUUGUGUUUGUUGUUCAUUGUCUUUAUAUAUGAGGAAUGAGCAUGUUAACACUGGUCACAUUAUUUGAACAUUUAACAACAUUGAACAUUUAAAACUCACAUUGUGUGUACAUUUAAAAGAAGGGGCCUAUUUACAAACCAGACACAUUGUGUUUGCAUAAGAAGCCUGAGUCUGUGAACAGCCCAAUUAAAUUGUGUGGACAUUUGAAGACUGACCAGGUGGACACAAAGGUCACAUCGUGUGUACAUUUGCAGACUGAGCAUGUUCUUCAAAUGUACACACAAUGUGACAAGUGUGUCCACAUGGUCAGUCUUCAAAUGAUCACACAAUGUGACUGGAGUGUUAGCAUGCUUAUUCUUCAAAUGUACACACAAUUUGACUAGUGGGUUAAUAUGCUCAUUCUUCACAGGUUAACAAAUUGUGACUGGACUGUUCACAUGCCAUUUUCAUAUUAACACCCAAUGUGACUGGACUGAUAACAGUUUCAGUCUACAAAUGUACACACAAUGUGACUAGUGUGUCCACAUGGUCAGCCUUUAAAUGUACACACAAUGUGACUGUGUGUACAUUUGAAGAAUGAGCAUGUGAACACUAUUGUCACAUUAUCAAUACAUAUGAAGAAUGAGCAUGUAAACACUCCAGAAACAUUGUGUGUACAUUUGAAGACUGAGCAUGUGGACACACCAGUAACAUUGUGUGUACAUUUGAAGGGUGAGCAUGUGAACACUUAAGUCAUGUUGUGUGUACAUUUGAAGACUGACCAUGUAAACACACUCAUCACAUUGUGUGUACAUUUGAAGGGUUAGCAUGUGAACACACCUGUCACAUUGGCUGUACAUUUGAAGGGUGAGCAUUUGAACACUUCAGUUAAAUUGUAUGUACAUUUGAAGAAUGAGCAUGUGAACACACCAGUCGCUUUUAGUACAUUUGAAGACUGAGCAUGUGAACACUCAAGUGAUAUUGUGUAAAGUUUUAGACCCAGCAUGUGAACACUACAGUCGCAAUGUGUACAUUUGAAGACUGUGCAUUUUAACACACCAGUCACUAUGUUAACAUUUUAGACUGAACAUGUCAACACACCAUUCCCAUUGUGUAGAUUUGAACACUGUGCAGUUAAAUACACCGGUCAUAUUGUGUACAUUUGAUGUUAUGUUGUUCGAAUAAACAUUUAACAUAA